This is a messenger RNA of Nylanderia fulva, 4706 nucleotides long. NCBI's taxonomy places the organism in Eukaryota, Metazoa, Arthropoda, Insecta, Hymenoptera, Formicidae. The record is from RefSeq and is a predicted model, not a curated record.
AGACGUUGCGUAGACGUGUUGCGUGGUGCAACGUGGUGUGUGCACGUGCGUGUUAAUGAGUGAAUAUAGAGAGAAGAGAAGGGAAGGAUAGAAAUACGGCUCCAAUUGAAUACACACAUUCUCGUCCGCCCACGCGUGUUUAUUUAUUUACUCGGGAAGCCGCGGCAUGAGGACCACCGAGGUCUGACGUUUACAGCCGAAAGUGCAUCCUCCCUCAUUGUGCUCAUCGUCGUGGUGGCGAAUUUCUUCGGCCACCGCGAGCAAUGCAGUCGUCGAUGGAGCUCCGAGAAUGCGUGCACAAACCGUGGAUGCAGCCGGGAGCCGGCAGCGGAGGAGCCCACACGGGCGGGACAGGUGACGAUGAGGCCCCGAAGGACCCGGGCGCGCGGAUCACCCAUCAGUCUUACACGGAAAAGGAUUAUGAAGGUCACAGGGCGCACACGGUGUACGUGGGCGUGCAUUUGCCAGGGGAGAGGAGACAUCGCCGGCACCAUACACAUCAUUCACAACGGCUGUACCCCUGCGGUAAAGACGAUGUCGACAACGAGAGACCAAGACAAUUGUUGAUGGCGCGUAGGGGUCGUCUCGCUAGCAUCUGCGACCCCGCCGGCGAGAUGAUAUUCACUCCACCAGCCCAGAGAGUACAGUUUAUCCUCGGCGAGGAAGUCGGCGACGAUGCGCACGAAUCGCAUCCGCUCUUCUCGGAGAUGGAGGAGCUAGUCAAGGAUGGCGAUGAGAUGGAAUGGAAGGAGACGGCGAGAUGGAUCAAGUUUGAGGAGGAUGUCGAGGAAGGUGGAAAUAGGUGGAGCAAACCUCACGUUGCCACAUUAUCGCUGCACUCACUCUUCGAGUUGAGGAGUCUCCUUUUAAAUGGAACCGUCAUGCUCGAUAUGGAAGCGGCCAGUUUGGAGCAGAUAGCUGAUCUGGUUCUCGAUAACAUGAUUAAUAAAGGAGUACUGCCGCUUGAGUUGCGAGAAAAGGUGAAAGAAGCUCUUCUCGUGAGACAUCGGCACCAGCACGAAAGACGUAAAGACAAUAACAUGUCGAAGUUACCGAUCAUAAGAUCGUUAGCUGAGAUAGGACGCAAUCAUUCCUCUUCAAAAAAUUGCGACUGUUCAUGUGGUAUGCAUGCCUUGUUGACGUCAGAUUUGCAGGAUCGUCGCGAUCCGAAAGAGGCCUAUGUACUCUCCUCCGUUGCCCGUAGCAGCAGCUGCCCGAACUCGAACACAGCGCCGUUGUCGAAAGAGGCGAAAGACCUCAAAGGGCCGUACCUUCUGGUUCCAGGCCAAGAACCAGGCAGCAACGGUAUGGACCGAAGUCCCAGCAGCGUGUCCAUCAGCAGGAAUCACAGUUCUUCAGCAUUGGAGAACGGAGAUGCUAAUCACAAGGGUAAUACGCACUUUAUGAGAAAGAUACCACCUGGCGCCGAGACAAGCAACAUACUCGUGGGUGAGGUCGAUUUCCUCGACAAGACUUUGUCCGCAUUCAUCCGAUUAAGCCAGGCUGGAAUAAUGGGUGACCUGACAGAGGUUCCUGUCCCGACGAGAUUCAUCUUCGUUCUUCUAGGACCCCUGGGAGGGAUUUCGGGUUUCCACGAGAUCGGUCGGGCUAUGGCGACCUUGAUGUCCGACGAAGUCUUCCACGACGUGGCUUACAAAGCGAAAAACAGAAAUCAUCUUUUAGCUGGCAUCGACGAGUUCCUGGAUGCCGUGACGGUUUUACCACCCGGUGAAUGGGAUCCGGCAAUCCGAAUAGAACCGCCAGCAGCUAUACCAUCACAGGAAGUCAGGAAAAGACCGAAGGAGGAAAAGCCUAAGGAAGACUUCGACGAGGAGGCUGACGACCAGAAGCUGAGGGAGGAGUCCGGUCUUUCGAGAACCGGAAGACUAUUCGGUGGAUUGAUCAACGAUGUUAAGAGGAAAGCCCCGUUUUAUUUUUCCGAUUUCAAAGACGCCCUGGCGCUUCAAUGCGUGGCUUCUUUCAUCUUCUUGUACUUCGCCUGCUUAUCGCCCAUAAUCACCUUCGGUGGACUCCUCAGCGAGGCUACCGGAAAGAACAUGGCCGCGAUGGAGUCGCUGGUUUCCGGUUUCGUUUGCGGAAUAGGAUAUGGCUUCUUUUCCGGCCAGCCGUUGACUAUACUCGGUUCUACCGGUCCGGUUUUAGUUUUCGAAACAAUCGUCUACGAAUUCUGCAGAAAGAUCGACUGGAGUUACAUGUCCUUUCGCUUCUGGAUCGGCACAUGGAUCGCCUUUAUUUUGCUCAUUCUCGUGGCUCUUGACGCAAGUGCUUGCGUCUGUUAUAUUACUCGAUUUACUGAAGAGAACUUCGCCACUCUCAUCGCUUUCAUCUUUAUUUACAAGGCUAUCGAGAAUGUGUUGUCGAUCGGCAAGAAAUUUCCUCUGAACACCUCUUCGAGCGGAACGUUGGGCUACGAUUGCUGGUGCAAACCACCAAACAUCAGUCUGCCAUCCAGUUAUGACAAUAUGAAUUGGACGACGUUGGAUAAAACAGCUUGCGAGAAUUACAAUGGUACGAUGGUGGGCGACGCCUGCAACGCACCGCAUUAUGUACCCAAUGUGUUCCUCAUGUCAAUUAUUCUAUUCAUGGGCACAUUCUUAUUAUCAGUCGAGCUCAAGGAUUUCAAGAACGCCUUAUUCUUUCCCUCAAAGGUAAGACAAGUGGUGAGCGACUUUGCAGUAAUAAUCGCAAUAUUCUCUAUGAGCACACUGGACCAUUUCGUGGGCAUUCCAACACCGAAGCUGGAGGUACCAACGGAGUUCAAACCAACCUUAGAGGGACGAGGAUGGAUAAUCUCGCCUUUUCAGCAGAAUCCGUUGUGGAGUGCCAUCGUCGCAUGUCCCCCAGCUUUAUUGGGCACUAUAUUGAUCUUCAUGGAUCAGCAAAUCACAGCCGUUAUUGUUAAUAGAAAAGAGAACAAAUUAAAGAAAGGAUGCGGAUAUCACUUGGACCUCUUUAUCUUGGCGAUUCUAAUCGAGAUAUGCUCGGUGAUGGGACUUCCAUGGUUCGUCGCAGCGACGGUUCUCUCCAUAAAUCACGUGAAUUCCUUGAAGUUGGAGUCCGAGUGCGCCGCUCCGGGUGAGAAGCCGCAGUUUUUAGGUGUCCGCGAGCAGAGGGUUACUCACGUGUUGAUUUUCUUGAUGAUCGGAUGCUCGGUGUUCCUAACACCGAUGUUGAGGAACAUACCGAUGCCGGUGUUGUUCGGUGUCUUCCUGUAUAUGGGCGUCGCGUCGCUGAAGGGUCUUCAGUUCUUCGAUAGAAUUUUGAUUAUGCUGAUGCCUGUCAAGUAUCAGCCAGACUACAUGUUCCUUCGCCAGGUGCCAUUGAAGCGCGUACAUAUGUUCACUGCGAUCCAGCUCACUUGCCUCGCCUGCUUGUGGCUUAUAAAAUCUUUCAGUACUACUUCCAUCCUAUUUCCUUUAAUGCUCGUGGUAAUGAUCGGUAUACGUAAGUCCUUGGACCUGAUGUUUACGCAACGCGAGUUGAAGAUCCUCGACGACGUAAUGCCGGAAACGAGUAAGAAACACGCGGACGAUCUUCGCAAGCUGGAGAACGGCGAGGAGGAGCAUCCGAACGAGACGAUGGGAUAUGGACCACCGGGAAAUAUUCAAAUUUCUCUGGCUAAUGGGAACAUCAUGAAAAUUCCUCUGACUAGUAUCAAUAUCAGCGAGGAGGUGAAUAAGACCGGUAUCUGGCAACAGGUCAACGAAGGCAAUGAAAAGUCGAAGCAAUCGAAAUCACUAAUCAAUGUGGGAAAACAGAAGAAACCGAAGAAGGACAACUCCCUGGUGACCGACGAGACAACGAGACUGACGACGAUGACCGAAGAGGACGAGGAUGACAGUGGGAUCUCGAUCAAGGUGACAAACGUAGAUUUAAUUCGAUCCAAGGAAAGCAUCAGUCCUUUAAAAGCAAAUGGUACUACCUCAGCCGAAACUUCCGUUUAAUAAGAAGACAACAGAAGUGAACAUAUGUUAGAGUAUAGUAUGAAAUUCUUUAAUUACAAUCAUUUAAUGUCGACACUAUUGCUCUCUACAUUUUGAUCUCAUGAAUCGCCAAUGAACUGACAAAAAAUAAUAGAUUGAUCACCUAAUUUCAUCAUCUAAUUUAUGAAAUACGAUUAUCCUCAUCCAAAGGAAUAUUUAUAAAGGAAAAUGCAUACCUAUCAUUUUAUCUCCUUGUAUUAUAUUUAUACUACAUUUAGCAGACAAUGCGUACGUCGAUUUGCGCGAUAUUCUAUACAAUUUAUACUCAACUGUAAAUGAGAUUCUCACCACACACAUUUUCCCAAUGUAUAUAGAAACAAUUCAACAAGAUUCGUCAAUAGUGUCCAAUUGUGAUUUUAUGAAACCUUUUUCUCUCACUCUCUUGAGUUUGAUAAUGCAGGUUGUUAAAACCAUUGUCGAAUUGUGGCUGAUUCAUGUAAAAAUAAUUGCAAAAGUAUGUGGAAAUAGAAGCGAUGAUGUAUAUCUAUAUUCUUUCAGGUAAUUAUUCAACAAACAAUUCUUUUUUUUUUCAUUAAUUUUACGAGUGAAUUGUACGAGCAACUCAAAAAAGCAACUGAAAAAAAACCGAUUCUAAAAUUCGAAAAAAUGCUUUGAAGUAAUAAAAACGUAGAAUAGAAUGUUUCUACGUUAAGUAACGGCAGAAAAAGUAAAAAAAAAUCUUAUAUACCAUAUAUCUUCUUU